AUGGCCUCGGCGUUCGAGCCCUCCCUCUCAGCGAGCCUCAGCCGGCAGCCGCCCAUGUCGGCGACGGCGCCGUCCAUGGCCGACACGCUGCCGGACAUCAACUUCGGGUUCGACGAGCUGCGGGAGCGCAUGGCCAAGUUCACGGCCAAGUUCGACGCCUUCAUCGAGACGGGGCGCAAGCGGGUGCUGGCGGAGCGCAACCAGUUCCGGAUGAGCGUGGCCGAGCUGGCCGAGGACCAGCGCAUGCGGCGCAAGGACAUGGAGAUCGUCGCGCUCAAGACGGCCAACCACCAGCAGACGGUCGCCAAGGAGGCCCAGGAGGCCCGCGAGAUGCAGCAGGCCAUCGCCGCCCUCGACGCCCAGCGCGACGCCCACGCCGCCCGCCGCGACGCCCUCAAGGCCCAGAUCGCCGACGCCCAGCGCGACAUCGACGCCCGCGCCGCCGCCCAGCGCGCCCACGCCGCCUACCUCGAGACCCAGGCCCGCUUCAACGUGCCCGAGCUCGACUUCUGGAUCUCCAACCUGUGCCUCAAGAUCGAGGGCGCCGGCCAGACCGACCGCCUCAAAUUUGUGUACUCGCACAUCGACGAGAAGGACUGGGAGAGGGAGGCCUGGUUCGAGUUAUGCACGAGUAGUAGGGACUACGAUGUGCGGCAUUGCCGGCCGAAACUCGAGAGGGAGAAGGUCGAAAGGGUGCUGGAGCGGGUGAACGAGAGCAGAGAGUUGGCGGUGUUAUUAAGAGGGAUGCGGGAGCUGUUUGUGGAGGCGAUAAAGGCUUGA
This is a messenger RNA of Neoarthrinium moseri, 780 nucleotides long. RefSeq lists its product as uncharacterized. Lineage: Eukaryota; Fungi; Ascomycota; Sordariomycetes; Amphisphaeriales; Apiosporaceae. Gene Ontology annotation, cellular component: Ndc80 complex. Bases 1 to 780 code for a protein of 259 amino acids. The record is from RefSeq and is a predicted model, not a curated record. Gene Ontology annotation, biological process: chromosome segregation. The transcript has a single exon.